GACCAUAAAAAACUCCAAGAACUGGCAUUUCAAAAUUUCCAAAACUCAAAACUCAAACCCCUUCUCUCUUGUGAACAAACCUCCGGUGACGAACACCCCUCAUCCCCCCUCUCGAUCUCUCUCGGGUCGCCGUUGCUGGUCGUUUUCCGGCGAUGGUUCGCCUGCAACUCUCAUGUGACAACGAUGAUGAUGAUGAUGAUGAUGGCUGUGAUAGAAGAUGGAGGCGCGAAGGAGGAGCCGCCACCCCUCCGCGGUGGUGCAGGGCGGCUACAGCCGCGAUUCAGCGGCGGCGGCGGAAUUUAGUGACGGAUCAGGCGGCUCAUAUCAAAGGCUCCGUCAUGGUGGUUAUUACGGUUCGAUGGGUUCGGUUUGGUGCAUCAUCAGCACGGUUUCUGGUUCGAGUUCAACACCUCAACAGAGUUGGUUCGGAUUUUGUUUCGACUCGGUCAACACCCGAGUCAACUCGGGUCAACAGACGGUCAACGAAGUCAACGGCGGUCAAACUAGUCAAGUCGGGUCAACAAGUCAGCCCCGAUUCGAUUACGGUUCAACUCGUUUCGGUUAUGGUUCAAGACUGGUUCGAAUGGGUCAACUGGUUUCGGUUCGGGUUUCGGGUCAACGCGUCAAUCGGGCAAACUUUAGUCAACGACAGUCAACUGUCGGGUCAAAGGCGGUCAACUCAGGACCCGGAAUGCUUUAUUUGCACGCUAGCGAGUUCACUUUCAUGGAAUGACAUCACGGAAUCACGCUAGGCUAGCUUUGCACAGGAACGUCAAGGU
Messenger RNA from Helianthus annuus (common sunflower), 779 nucleotides. RefSeq lists its product as uncharacterized. The record is from RefSeq and is a predicted model, not a curated record. The coding region runs from base 153 to 752 and encodes 199 amino acids. Lineage: Eukaryota; Viridiplantae; Streptophyta; Magnoliopsida; Asterales; Asteraceae. The transcript has 3 exons.